UGUGUUUUGAAAUUACAGUGUGGUAACACUGGAUCAAAGUAGUAAGGUUAUGUCGCCCAGCGAAUGAAAACAACCAUUUGUGACUGAUCGAAAAUAGUUUUAAAACUUGACAGUUUGAGUCUAUGUCAUAGAUAAUUUACUAGUGUUUAGUAAUAAUGUCUCAGAAAAAAGAAGAAUGCUCAAGUAGCAGUGAUGAAAGUUUAGAUUUAACGUCGGUCAAAUUUGAUCCUCUUAGAGCCCUCUACUCAAGAAAGACUAAAGUUCCUGUACCAAAUGCAAUGACUUUAGAUAAUAUAGCUGCCUAUGAAUCAAUGAGAAAAAGAAUUGAAGAUGAAGAGAGAGGUGUUAUGAGACCUCCAAAGAAAAGCUUCCAAGGAAGAAGGCCAAGUACGACAGAUCAAUCAAAUGUUGACAAGCCAACCAAUGUGGAAACAGCGGGAACAAGUCAAACUGAAAGCGACUCAGGCUCUAUACCGACAGUUAGAAGAUUUUUACCCCAUCAACAAAUGAUCCCAGCCAAGAAGAAGGCCCCUAAAAUGAACUUGCUGAGUCGGAUGCCCGCGGCCCAACCCCCGUUCCAGAGACUGUGGGAGACCAUGGAAGGUCCGGCGCGCUCCAGAGUCAGGGUGGUGACAAGGGAUGCGUGUGGCGUACACGGCCGGCUGGAGGGCUACGUCGAACUGUUCGACAAGCACUGGAACCUGGCCUUGAGUGACGUCACGGAGGUCUUCUACAGGUCGUCGCCGGCGCGCGCCAAGGACUACUUCCAGGCGGAUGAUAUUGUUCGGGAGGUGACGAGCGACCUAGCGGAGGUGUGCGUGUCGCAGCCGGUGGGCCGGGGGCGCGGCCGCGGCCGGGGGCACGUCGGCGCGGGGCCCACGACGGGCCUGCCCCAUCCCGCGGACCUGGUGCCGCUGCGCGAGCUGCAGCACGGCCGGGGCAAGGGCCGGGGGAAGCGCUCUAGGGAGGAGCUGGCCGACUGGAUCCCCCUGCCCAAGGUGUUCUACAGGGCGUGCGGCAAGCGACAGGAGUGCGUGCGGCACAUCGGUCAGCUGUUCGUGCGUGGUGAGCACGUCGUCUUCGUGCAAGUCCUCACGGUGGCGGAGCAAAGCAGUUCAGAUUAGGUGGAGAAUAUUUAAUUUUUUGAAAUACGUUUUUUACAACACAUCUUCAUAUUUGAUGAUCUCCGCACUCUAUUUUCGGUUAGAGUGAUAUCGGCUUACUGUGGUGUAAGUUCGUAGCUGUUCCAAUCUGGCCAGGUUCAGCAGUUGUUAAGACUGACACGUAAUUAGUGCUACCUUAGAAUUUUGUACAGUUUUUUUUAUAAGUCAUCGCCGACAAAUACAUUGUUAUUUUUUUUGUUAACUGUGA
Molecule: messenger RNA, 1371 nt
Organism: Frankliniella occidentalis (western flower thrips)
Lineage: Eukaryota; Metazoa; Arthropoda; Insecta; Thysanoptera; Thripidae
Product: U7 snRNA-associated Sm-like protein LSm11
Exons: 6
Coding region: 156-1124 (322 amino acids)
Biological process (GO): mRNA 3'-end processing by stem-loop binding and cleavage
Cellular component (GO): U7 snRNP
Molecular function (GO): U7 snRNA binding
Source: RefSeq, a predicted model, not a curated record